AUGGCUCCACGACCUCUCCGCCUGAACUCCAGACGGCCACCGCCUAAGUUCGUUUUCAUCACGCUCCUGAUACUUAUUCCUAUUUGUGUGAUUGGAAUUUUCUCUCAUGGCCAGAAGAUAUCCUAUCUUUUCAGACCACUAUGGGACAAACCGCCUCCCCCCUUCAAACGCUUUCCACACUAUUAUGCUGAAAAUGUAUCAAUGGGCCACCUUUGCCGCCUUCAUGGUUGGUCAUUGCGGUCCCAACCCCGCAACGUUUUUGAUGCCAUCAUCUUCAGCAAUGAAUUGGACAUACUAGAGAUCAGGUGGCGUGAGCUUUAUCCCUAUGUCACAAAAUUUGUAAUCCUCGAGUCCAAUACCACUUUCACAGGCAAUCUCAAACCUAUCUUCUUUCGUUCAAACAAGGCUCGAUUUGCUUUUGCUGAGAGGAAAAUUGUCCAUGAUGUGUUCCCUGGUCAACUUGCAGCUCGCGAAUCACAUGAUGAUCCAUUUGAACUUGAGGCUCAACAACGUAGGUUUAUGACUGGGUUACUUCGCCGUGCGGGGAUUUCCUAUGGUGACGUUCUUAUCAUGUCAGAUACCGAUGAGAUACCAAGCCCAAAUACCGUGAAACUAAUGCAAUGGUGUGAUGGGGUGCCACCUGUAAUGCAUCUCGAGCUCAGGAACUAUAUGUAUUCAUUUGAGUUCCCGGUGGACUACAGCAGCUGGCGAGCCACAACCCACAUCUAUGGCCCUCACACCUUUUACCGGCACUCGCGCCAAACUGAUCUUAUCUUCUCUGAUGCUGGAUGGCAUUGUAGCUUUUGCUUUCGGCGUAUUCAGGAGUUUGUGUUUAAGAUGACGGCUUAUAGCCAUGCAGAUCGUGUGAGGCGGAGAGACUUCUUAGAUCAUUCAAGAAUUCAGAAGCUCAUUUGCAGAGGUGAUGAUCUUUUUGAUAUGCUACCUGAAGAGUACACAUUCAAGGAGUUGAUUAAAAAGAUGGGAUCAAUACCCCGUUCAGCUUCUGCAGUUCAUCUACCUGCCUACUUGAUAGAGAAUGCAGAUAAGUUUGGGUUCCUUCUCCCAGGGGGAUGUUUAAGAAAACCAGAAUGA
Juglans regia (Persian walnut) is the source of this 1092-nucleotide messenger RNA. Its product is annotated as beta-1,4-mannosyl-glycoprotein 4-beta-N-acetylglucosaminyltransferase-like. The record is from RefSeq and is a predicted model, not a curated record. Gene Ontology annotation, biological process: N-acetylglucosamine metabolic process; protein N-linked glycosylation. Gene Ontology annotation, molecular function: beta-1,4-mannosylglycoprotein 4-beta-N-acetylglucosaminyltransferase activity. Bases 1 to 1092 code for a protein of 363 amino acids. The transcript has a single exon. Lineage: Eukaryota; Viridiplantae; Streptophyta; Magnoliopsida; Fagales; Juglandaceae. Gene Ontology annotation, cellular component: membrane.